AUGCAAGAUAUUAAUAACGUAUCAAAUAUAGAGGAGUUACUUUGCUUUUUCGAUGAUUUUAUAAAAAAUGGACACUCUAUCACCAUAAUAUGGGUAAAAUUUACCCUAAAUAUAUCAUCAGAGUCGUCUCAAAAGAUUAUGAAUUAUUAUUAUCAAAAAAAAAAAGAAGAAUUAUGUGUAACAUACUUGGUCGAAGGAUAUAAAAAUAAUAGCGAUGAAUAUAUAAAUGCUGUUAUUUCUGAAAAUGGCAUUGAAAGUGUGAAAAAGGAAGGCACCUAUACAAUCAAUGUUUACAGUUUACAAGCAAAAAAUAUUGAAACUGAUUUUUCAAUGUUAUGGAUGAAAGAAUUAAAUGAAAUAAAUAAGCGAAUAGUUUCUAAAAAUGGAAUAUAUGAAAAGUUAAAUGAUUUUGUUUAUGAAUAUGAAAAAGUGGAUUCACCAUGGGAUUAUCUAUCAUGUUCCCCAACCAAAAGAGAUAAUAAUGCAACUCCUAAAAAAAAACUUAUUACUAAUCCAGACUUAAAAAGUAGUAUUAUUGUAUCUGCUAAUCGCUCAGUUAGUAGGGAAAGUAAAGAAUUUCUAGCAUUAGUAUCACCUAAAAAGUUAAUUGACGAUAGCAAUAUGAUAUCAAAUUCAUUGUCACAAAAAAGCUCUAUAAACAGUAACAGAAUUAAUAAAGAUAUAAAUAUAUCACCUAAAAAAGAAUAUCCUACUGUGGAAACAAAUCUAGAUAAAUCGAAAAAAAAUACUAACACCAAUAUUGGUAGCACAAAUGAUCAGAUUAAAUAUUCAAAAAUUGUUAAAAGUGAAAAAUACGAUACAAAAAGUAGUGCUAAAAAUCAUGAACAAAAACAAUCGACUCAUCUUAUUUCUUCUGAAAAAGAAAUUAAUAAUAUUAAGGACACACACAACAAAUCAGAAAUAAAUAAAACAAGAGAUAAAUGUAACUUAUUUGAUCAGGACAAUUCUGAUAAAAACACAGUGGAAAAAGAAAUCGAAGAUUCUCAAAACCUAAGCGAAAAAGAACAUAAAACAGAUCCUUUUCAAUCAUCGACAUGCAACACCGAGGUGGCUAAAAUUAAAUUGGAAGAAUCUACUGAAAGUAAUAAAAGCACAGAAUGUCUUGACCCCGAUACCAUUGAAUCGGAUGUCACAAAACGAGUUAAAUUGGAUAAAGAAACAGAACUGUUCUUCGAGAAUGGCUAUUUAGUAACAGUUGAUAAAGAAGCCCCUAUAAAAAAAAAUCUUAUAAAAACCUUUACCAAUGACUCGAGUAAUGCUGAUAAAAAAGCACCGGCAGAUAAUAAUAAAAAAAAAAGAAACCUUCAACAAACAUUACUCACGAAUUUUUUUAAAAAGAAAAAGUAA
Molecule: messenger RNA, 1368 nt
Organism: Plasmodium vinckei vinckei
Lineage: Eukaryota; Apicomplexa; Aconoidasida; Haemosporida; Plasmodiidae
Product: conserved Plasmodium protein, unknown function
Exons: 9
Coding region: 1-1368 (455 amino acids)
Biological process (GO): DNA synthesis involved in UV-damage excision repair; DNA strand elongation involved in DNA replication; DNA replication
Cellular component (GO): nucleus; delta DNA polymerase complex
Molecular function (GO): DNA-directed DNA polymerase activity
Source: RefSeq, a predicted model, not a curated record